This is a messenger RNA of Electrophorus electricus (electric eel), 6455 nucleotides long. It is a transcript of the gene smarca4a, whose product is annotated as SWI/SNF related BAF chromatin remodeling complex subunit ATPase 4a. The record is from RefSeq and is a predicted model, not a curated record. Gene Ontology annotation, molecular function: ATP binding; histone binding. Gene Ontology annotation, biological process: regulation of DNA-templated transcription. Lineage: Eukaryota; Metazoa; Chordata; Actinopteri; Gymnotiformes; Gymnotidae. Gene Ontology annotation, cellular component: nucleus.
GCUGAGCCACUCUUUGUUUCUAGCUAGCUAGCUAGCAGAAGAAUACGGGGGAGUCGCCGGCGAAACGUAAAUCUACAGACUUGCUUUGCUUCACUCACUCCUCCUGGUUCUGCUGAGAUGUCCACUCCGGACCCCCCCAUGGGAGGGACACCUCGGCCCGGCCCUUCCCCAGGCCCUGGGCCGUCUCCAGGGAGCCUGCUGGGCCCUAGUCCUGGGCCUUCUCCUGGCUCUGCUCAUGGACUGAUGGGCCCCAGCCCAGGACCACCAUCUUCAGGACAUCAUACAGGACCACCACAGGGACCCUCUGGCUACCCCCCAGAUAGCAUGCACCAGAUGCACAAGCCUAUUGACAGUAUGCACGAAAAGGGCAUGGCAGAUGACCCUAGGUAUGGCCAGAUGAAGGGCAUGGGCAUGAGGCAGGGUGGCCACAGUGCCAUGGGACCACCCCCCAGCCCCAUGGAUCAACAUUCCCAAGGUUAUCCUUCUCCACUUGGUGGUUCUGAACAUGCUCCAAGCCCUGUGCCCGCUAACGGCCCUUCCUCUGGCCCCAUGAUGCCCUCGGCCCCAGGUGGCAUGCCCAUUGAGGGUGGGGACCCUCAAGCCAUGGGCCAGCAGAACCGAGCUGGUGGUCCCUCGGCUGGCCCAGGAUCGGGGCCCAGUGGCGGGCCCACAGGUGCUGGAGGGCCAGGCGGCACUGGAGGCCCCACACCCUUCAACCAGAAUCAGCUCCACCAGCUCCGUGCACAGAUUAUGGCCUACAAGAUGCUGGCCCGGGGACAACCCCUGCCUGACCACCUGCAGAUGGCAGUGCAAGGCAAGAGGCCCAUGCCAGGCAUGCAGCAGGGCAUGCCCAAUAUGCCCCCAACAACAGGGCCUGGAUCUGGCCCUCCUGGCCCUGGAGGACCUGGUCCAGCAGGCCCCAACUACAGCAGGCCACAUGGAAUGGUAGGACCCAACAUGCCUCCUCCAGGACCAUCUGGAGUUCCCCCUGUUAUGCAGGGACAGCCUCCCAACGGACCGCCUAAAUCAUGGCCUGAAGGACCCAUGGUGAAUGCUGCUGCUCCAGCCAGUGCUCCUCAGAAGCUAAUCCCACCCCAGCCCACUGGUCGGCCCUCCCCUGCCCCUCCCUCUGUCCCUCCAGCUGCAUCUCCUGUAUUGCCGCCUCAGACCCAGUCCCCGGGGCAACAAGCCCCACCUCCACCCAUGAUGCUUCAUCCAAAACAAAACCGCAUAACACCCAUCCAGAAGCCUAGAGGCCUUGACCCUGUAGAGAUCCUGCAGGAGAGGGAGUACAGACUGCAAGCACGUAUAGCUCAUCGUAUCCAGGAGCUGGAUAACCUUCCUGGAGCUCUGCCUGGAGACCUGAGGACCAAAGCCAAUAUUGAGCUGAAGGCACUGAGACUCCUCAACUUCCAGAGACAGCUCCGACAGGAAGUGGUGGUGUGCAUGCGUCGUGACACAGCACUGGAGACGGCGCUCAACGCCAAAGCGUACAAGCGCAGCAAACGUCAGUCAUUGCGUGAGGCCCGGAUCACAGAGAAGUUGGAGAAGCAGCAGAAGAUCGAGCAGGAGCGCAAGCGCCGUCAGAAACAUCAGGAAUAUCUGAACAGUAUCCUCCAGCAUGCAAAGGAUUUCAAGGAGUACCAUCGCUCCAUCACAGGAAAGCUCCAAAAGCUGACCAAAGCUGUGGCCACCUACCACGCCAACACGGAGAGGGAACAGAAGAAGGAGAAUGAGAGGAUUGAGAAGGAGAGAAUGCGGAGACUAAUGGCUGAGGAUGAGGAAGGUUACAGGAAGCUGAUUGACCAGAAGAAGGACAAGCGUCUGGCCUAUCUGCUGCAGCAAACCGACGAGUAUGUGGCGAACCUCACUGAGCUUGUCCGUGCCCACAAGGCUGCACAGGCCCUCAAAGACAAGAAGAAGAAGAAGAAGAAGAAAAAGAAGACAGAGAAUGGUGAGGGUGGAGCACCUGCACUGGGUCCAGAUGGAGAGCCUCUUGACGAGACAAGUCAGAUGAGUGACCUCCCAGUGAAGGUCAUUCAUGUAGACAGUGGCAAGAUCCUGACCGGAGUGGACGCUCCAAAAGCUGGCCAGCUGGAGGCCUGGCUAGAGAUGAACCCUGGGUAUGAGGUGGCCCCACGCUCUGAUAGUGAAGACAGUGGUUCAGAGGAGGAAGAGGAGGAAGAGGAGGAGCCACAGCCUGCCCAGACACCAGCAGACGAGAAGAAGAAAAUUCCAGAUCCUGACAGCGAGGACGUGUCCGAGGUGGAUGCUCGCCACAUAAUUGAGAAUGCUAAGCAGGAUGUGGAUGAUGAAUAUGGUAGCGCUGCGUUUGCCGUGGGCCUGCAGUCCUACUACUCUGUAGCCCACGCCGUGACUGAGAAGGUGGACAGACAGUCCUCCCUCAUGGUUAAUGGGACACUUAAGCAAUACCAGAUUAAAGGACUGGAGUGGCUUGUGUCUCUUUAUAAUAAUAAUCUGAAUGGCAUUCUUGCUGAUGAGAUGGGCUUGGGAAAGACCAUCCAGACCAUUGCACUCAUUACCUACCUCAUGGAGUACAAGCGUAUCAAUGGGCCCUUCCUCAUCAUCGUCCCACUCUCGACUCUGUCAAACUGGGUGUAUGAGUUUGAUAAGUGGGCCCCAUCUGUGGUAAAAGUUUCAUACAAGGGAUCUCCCGCUGCUCGCCGUGCCUUCGUCCCCAUCCUGCGCAGCGGCAAGUUCAAUGUGCUGCUCACCACCUAUGAGUACAUCAUCAAAGACAAGCAAGUGCUGGCCAAGAUCCGCUGGAAGUACAUGAUCGUGGAUGAGGGCCACCGGAUGAAGAACCACCACUGCAAGCUGACGCAGGUGCUGAACACACACUACCUGGCGCCCCGGCGCCUGCUGCUUACGGGCACGCCGCUGCAGAACAAACUGCCUGAGCUCUGGGCCCUGCUCAACUUCCUGUUGCCCACCAUCUUCAAGAGCUGCAGCACCUUCGAGCAGUGGUUCAACGCGCCCUUCGCCAUGACCGGCGAGAAGGUGGACCUGAAUGAAGAGGAGACAAUUCUCAUCAUCCGCCGCCUGCACAAAGUGCUCCGCCCCUUCCUGCUCAGGAGGCUUAAGAAGGAAGUAGAGGCCCAGCUGCCUGAAAAGGUGGAGUAUGUGAUUAAGUGUGACAUGUCAGCUCUGCAGAGAGUACUGUACCGGCAUAUGCAGGCCAAGGGAGUCCUGCUCACAGAUGGCUCAGAGAAAGACAAAAAGGGUAAAGGAGGCACGAAGACACUGAUGAACACCAUUAUGCAGCUAAGGAAGAUCUGUAACCACCCAUACAUGUUCCAACACAUUGAGGAGUCCUUCUCUGAGCACUUGGGCUUUACAGGAGGUAUUGUUCAGGGGCCAGACCUAUAUCGGGCAUCUGGGAAGUUUGAGCUCCUAGACCGCAUUCUGCCCAAGCUCCGUGCCACCAACCACAAAGUCCUGCUCUUUUGUCAGAUGACCUCCCUCAUGACUAUAAUGGAGGACUAUUUUGCAUACCGCAAUUUCAAAUACCUGCGUCUGGAUGGAACCACUAAGGCUGAGGACCGUGGCAUGCUAUUGAAGAACUUUAAUGAUCCAGCCUUUCAGUACUUUGUGUUCCUGCUGAGUACCAGAGCCGGAGGCCUGGGGCUCAACCUGCAGUCUGCUGACACUGUCAUCAUUUUCGAUAGCGACUGGAACCCCCAUCAGGACCUGCAGGCCCAGGACCGCGCCCACCGCAUUGGGCAGCAGAACGAGGUACGCGUGCUGCGCCUCUGCACUGUCAACAGCGUGGAAGAGAAAAUCCUGGCUGCAGCCAAGUAUAAGCUCAAUGUGGACCAGAAGGUCAUCCAGGCGGGCAUGUUUGACCAGAAAUCGUCCAGUCAUGAGCGCCGGGCCUUCCUGCAAGCCAUCCUGGAACAUGAGGAGCAGGACGAGGAGGAGGAUGAGGUACCAGAUGAUGAGACCGUCAAUCAGAUGAUAGCCAGAAGUGAGGAGGAGUUUGAUCACUUCAUGCGGAUGGAUCUGGACCGGCGCCGUGAGGAGGCGCGCAACCCCAAGCGCAAGCCCCGGCUCAUGGAGGAGGAUGAGCUGCCCACCUGGAUCAUGAAGGACGACGCCGAGGUUGAGCGACUCACCUGUGAGGAAGAGGAGGAGAAGAUGUUUGGUCGCGGCUCCCGGCAAAGGAAGGAGGUUGACUAUAGCGACUCACUCACAGAGAAACAGUGGCUAAAGGCCAUAGAGGAGGGCACACUAGAAGAGAUUGAGGAAGAAGUGCGGCACAAGAAGACGACUCGGAAGAGGAAAAGAGACCGGGACAUUGACCCAGGCCCGGCCACACCCAGCUCCAGUGGUGGGCGGAGCAGAGAUAAGGAUGAUGACAGUAAGAAACAGAAGAAACGGGGCCGACCUCCUGCAGAGAAACUUUCACCCAACCCCCCUUCCCUCACCAAGAAGAUGAAGAAAAUUGUCGAUGCCGUCAUCAAGUAUAAGGACAGCAAUGGCAGGCAACUGAGUGAAGUCUUCAUCCAGCUGCCUUCUCGCAAGGAGCUGCCUGAGUACUACGAGCUCAUUCGCAAGCCCGUGGACUUCCGUAAAAUAAAGGAGCGCAUUAGGAUCCACAAGUACCGCAGUCUCAACGACCUGGAGAAGGAUGUCAUGCUCCUCUGCCAGAACGCUCAGACCUUCAACCUGGAGGGAUCGCUGAUCUAUGAGGACUCCAUUGUGCUGCAGUCUGUGUUCACCAGCGUGCGACAGAAGAUUGAGAAGGAAGAGGACAGUGAGGGGGAGGACAGUGAGGAAGAGGAAGAGGAGGCAGAUGAAGGGUCAGAGUCUGAAUCGCGCUCGGUGAAGGUAAAGAUCAAGCUCAGCCGUAAGGAGAAAGCUCUGGAAAGGGCCAAAGGCAGGCGGCGCACUGGACGAAGCUCACGGCCAAAACCUGUGGUGAGCGACGACGACAGCGAGGAAGAGCAGGAGGAGGAACGUUCUGCUAGUGGCAGUGAGGAAGAUUAAGUCUGCAGCUUGAUCAAAUCUUCCUUUUUCUCCUCACUUUGGAGAACCUGAUCUGGACAUCAUUUUUACUGUAGACCAGACCAACCCAGUGAUGAAAUCUAGUUUUACCCUAGAUCUUUUGUUUGGGUGUUUUUUUUUGUUGUUUUUUUUUUUUUAUUGACAAAUUACAUCCAGAAUGAUUAAAUGUCAGUUUUUUGCAGACACAGUUAAGGCCCAGUCCCUGACUAGGAAGUCUUUUUAAAGGAGGAUCAGCAAAAGCAACCCCUUAAUCCUGGAUGCAAAAGCAGACACUGCAAUUUAAGACCAAGGAAAGACCCCAGUAUCACAUUUUAAGCAGGCAUUCCUAUUUUUAAUAUCUGUAUGCGUGUUUUUAGAUGGAUUGCUUUUUCAUUAUGACCUCUGUCAUUUUGUGAGAAGUGUACAAUAGUUGCUGGGGUGGUUUUUUUUUUUUGUUUGUUUGUUUUUUUGUUUGUUUUUUUACACGCUUGCUCCAGAGUGCGUCUCCUAUGAGUGUGAAGAAAAAGCACAGUGAAUGGUUUAUUCUGUCAGUGUUUUUUCUCUUGUCCUGUCUGUUUCUUCCCUGAGGUUAAUUUAAGAAUAUUAGCAGGAUCAAGGUACGUCAUCCCAUGUUGAGCUCCAUUUGGCUAAAGAGGGGAGUAGAGCUUAGAACUCAGUACUGUGUCGGUGUCACUGGAUUUCAAAAACAAUAAAGGCAUCUCUCAAAUAUUUUCUCUGGACACAUGUAGAUUUAUUUGUCUCCAGUUGGUCUCCAUGCAACAAGCUUGGUGGGUGUUUUUAUUGCUGCUGUUUUUUUGCUUUCAUAAUAGUGUUUUAUCUUAGAAGGAAGGAUGCAUUAUACAUGUUGAAGCUGUUCUGCACCGAUGAGGCCAGAGUUUUGUUUUGUUUUUUGUUUUUUUCCCUGACCAUUUUUAGUAUUGGAGCAUUAACCAUACGUCUGGUUAAAACUAAAAGCAGUAUGUGAAUGUUGGUCUUUGCACUUGACUGUUUCCCUAUUUCCCUGCAUCAGCAUGUGGUAGACUUAUCAGUGACCCGAUUAACGUAACAAAAAGAAAUUUACAUUUAGCAGGUUGUUCCCAGUAAAAACAAAUGCACAUGCGUAGGCUCUCGGGGGACAGAAGUACAGCCUGCAUGCAUUUAUGCUGUAAAUAUGUUUUUAAAUAUGUUUAAUAGAGUGAACUUGAUCACAUAUUUGUCAGCAAUAUGUCAAAUAUUGCAUCUGUUUCUCAUAUUGGCUUCUGCAAAUUUGACACUAGGUGGUGCUCUCAUUCAAGAGGAAUAUAAGUACAUUUAUACUCAUAUUUUUAUGACAUUUUUAUGGAAUAUUUUAAAAUUCCCUAAAGAGACAAGGAUUUUGCAAAUUAUUUUUAUGUUGAUGUGACUGUGUCAGGCUGUGUUACACAAUAACAGCAGUGUAGUAAAAAAAA